CGCGGGAUCGGGUGGGGCCUACGUCACUGAAGCGUCACAGGAAGGGGCGGAGUCCCGCGCUGUGGCGGGAAAAGAGACUCCUGGGAGGCGCUGGGAGGCCGUUCUCGCCGCCGUCCGGCCCUCGCCGCCGCGCCCGUAACCAGCACUAUGCCAGCGGCUGGCCUCGAGCCGUUACGCCCGCCGUCGCCGCCCGGCGUGCAGGAGCAGAGCGCCGAGCCGCGGCCGCCGCCGCCGCCGCCGCACGGGGAGCUGCAGUACCUGGGGCAGAUAGAACACAUCCUCCGCUGCGGCUUCCGGAAGGAUGACCGCACCGGCACUGGCACCCUGUCGGUGUUCGGGAUGCAGGCGCGGUACAACCUGAGAGAUGAAUUUCCUCUGCUGACAACCAAACGUGUUUUCUGGAAAGGUGUUUUGGAGGAGUUGCUGUGGUUUAUCAAGGGAUCCACCAACGCUAAGGAACUCUCUUCCAAGGGAGUGAAAAUUUGGGAUGCCAACGGGUCCCGAGACUUCUUGGAUGGCCUGGGCUUCUCCGACAGAGCUGAAGGGGAUUUAGGCCCAGUUUAUGGCUUCCAGUGGAGGCAUUUUGGGGCUGAAUACAAAGAUAUGGAUUCAGAGUAUUCAGGUCAAGGAGUAGAUCAACUGCAAAAAGUGAUCGACACAAUCAAAACCAACCCUAACGACAGAAGAAUCAUCCUGUGUGCUUGGAAUCCAAAAGAUCUGCCUCUCAUGGCCCUCCCCCCAUGCCACGCCCUCUGCCAGUUCUACGUGGUGAAUGGGGAGCUGUCCUGCCAGUUGUACCAGCGGUCGGGAGACAUGGGCCUGGGUGUGCCCUUCAACAUUGCCAGCUACGCCCUGCUCACCUACAUGAUCGCACACAUCACGGACCUGAAGCCAGGUGACUUCGUGCACACUCUGGGAGAUGCACACAUUUACCUGAAUCACAUCGAGCCACUGAAAACUCAGCUUCAGCGAGAACCAAGGCCUUUCCCCAAGCUCAGAAUCCUUCGAAAAGUUGAGACAAUCGAUGACUUCCAGGCCGAAGACUUUCAGAUUGAAGGCUACAAUCCUCAUCCAACUAUUAAAAUGGAAAUGGCUGUCUAGAGUGCUUUUAAAGGCAUUGUUUGAAGGAAAUUUACACCCAGGUAAAAGUUCACUUGGCUCUAAAGGCGAAGGAUCUGGGUCAAAACCUGUUAGUGAUAUAUUGGUUAUUAUCCAUUAACUUUUAAGAAUGUUGCCACUGGCAAAUAAGAGCUGUGCUGUUCUCUUAGUAAUAAAAGGCCUUGGGUUUGGGUGACUCAC
Molecule: messenger RNA, 1299 nt
Organism: Bubalus bubalis (water buffalo)
Lineage: Eukaryota; Metazoa; Chordata; Mammalia; Artiodactyla; Bovidae
Gene: TYMS
Product: thymidylate synthetase
Exons: 7
Coding region: 148-1101 (317 amino acids)
Biological process (GO): dTMP biosynthetic process
Cellular component (GO): mitochondrion; cytosol
Molecular function (GO): thymidylate synthase activity
Source: RefSeq, a predicted model, not a curated record